AUGUUUUCCUUUGCCAGAUACCUCGGCCAUGUACACCCGAAGUGUAGUACUAGUGCAUUUGGAGUGCAGCACCUGCGUAAACUUUCAACAGCCCGUUUCCUUGCCAACCGGCCCACAGAGGAGAUAGCCAUUCCAGUGCCCUACGGGCAACUGGCUGCAAAAGUUUGGCCCGCCCAGAGGGCUGUCAAACCCAAGAAGAACCUUCUCUGCCUGCAUGGGGGUCAAGACAAUGCGGGGAGCUUCGAUCCAUUGCUUGAAAAGCUGGAUGGUGAGUGGCAGGCCGUGGCGUUAGAUUUUACAGGCCACGGUCUGUCGUCACAUCUGCCGAGGGGAUGCAUCUACACCAUGACGCACUUGAUGUUGGAUAUUGCUCGUGCGGUUCACUUCCUUGGCUGGAACCAGUUCAACUUGCUGGGCCACAGUAUAGGAGCCCUUGUCGGACACAGAUAUGCCAGCAUAUUUCCUGAAAAGGUGUCAAAACUAAUUCUUGUGGAGGGUUUUGGAGAAAUCUAUGAAGCUAGAAGCCAACUUUUGGACACAAUGAGGGCUACAUUGCUGUCUUUCCUGCGUCUUGAAAAGAAGGACUUCAGUGAGCAACCAACUUAUACUGAAGAAGAGGUCACGGCUCUCUACGCCAAAAUGCCUUGGGGAUGCAUUCGUGCUGACGAUGUGAAGGUUCUGAUGAAACGGGGCUGUAAGCUCCAGGAUGAUGGUCGUUAUGUCUUUGCCAGGGAUUUUCGGCUUAAGGCAUUUUACUGGGACAAGGUUGACAGAGCUGCCCUCGACCCGUGGUGGAAGUCCUAUAAGAACGACAUUCUUGUUUUGGAUGCCGUGCCUGGUUUUGGCAGCUGUUCGAUCCAUAAUGGCAGAAUGAUAAAUACGUUGAAGGAACAAUGCCGCACUUUUCAGAUGGCAGUGCUGGAUGGCGAUCACCACAUUCACAUGAAUCAGCCAGAGCUGGUAGCCAGCUACAUAAAACCCUUUUUACAAGAUCUUCGGGGCAGCAGAAAUCAGACAUGGUUUGUGUAAUGAACUGUGCCAUGUUUUUUUUUUUUUUUUCCCCGCAGCAGCUUUGUUGAACUGUGUUGCGAAGUGUCGUAGGUGCCAUGGGAAGGGUUAAAGGGAAGUGAUUGGAUUUAUGGUGGUACUGUGUAAAAAGAAAAAAAAAGGAAGAAUCAGGUGUGAAACUUGCUCAGAUGAGUAGGUGGUCCAGGAUGUGCAUCUUACAUUAAUCAAAGAUGAUGAAUGAUAACUCAUAUUUAAGUGCCUGGACGUUGUUUAUGCGCAAUAUGUUUUAACAGCGGAGCUGUUUAAGCCGGGCAUAAU
This is a messenger RNA of Rhipicephalus sanguineus (brown dog tick), 1326 nucleotides long. RefSeq names its product serine hydrolase-like protein. The coding region runs from base 1 to 1029 and encodes 342 amino acids. The transcript is spliced from 2 exons. The record is from RefSeq and is a predicted model, not a curated record. NCBI's taxonomy places the organism in Eukaryota, Metazoa, Arthropoda, Arachnida, Ixodida, Ixodidae.